CGAGAAGGCUAUAAAACAACGUAAACAGAGAGAAUAUUUAAUAUUCAACGCUGUCUGGUGCUGAACCAUCAAACCCACGUCCACGUAUUACGCAAUAAGGAUCUAACUGUUGAAUGGUCAGAGUGUGACGGAGUGUGAACGUUCUCUCGUGUUCUCAGGAGGAUGGACUCCGACAGGUUCUGCAGGAGAUGGAAGCUCUUUAUGAACAGAACCAGACGGAUGUUAACGAGGCGAAAUUUGAAGGUCGAGCUGAUCUCAUUCCUUCAAUCAAACUACGACACUGUUGUUUGUUGAGGAACCAACGCUGUGUGACCGCCUACUGCUAUGACCGUCUCCUGAGGAUCCGGUCUCUCCGUUGGGAGUACGGCAGCGUUCUGCCGGCUAACGUCCGCUUCCACAUGUGUGCAGAGGAGGUGCAGUGGUUCAGUCAGUACAAGAAGUCUCUGGCCUCCUUCAUGCGGUCUCUGGGGGGGGGCGAGGGUCUGGACCUCACUCAGGACAUGAAGCCCCCAAAGAGCCUCUACAUCGAGGUGAGGUGUUUAAAGGACCACGGAGAGUUUGAGAUCGACGACGGAACCGUGAUCCUGCUGAAGAAGAACAGUCAGCACUUCCUGCCUCGGUGGAAAUGUGAGCAGCUGAUUCGUCAGGGCGUCCUGGAGCACGUGGUGUCCUGAAGGAGACGGAGCGUUUCUAUUGGUCGAGCUCAUCCAAUAAUUAAACACUCAAACGUCCUGUUCACAGAGUUCCCUGAACACAACAAACUGUUUAAAAGAGUUCUGAUGAAAUA
Molecule: messenger RNA, 787 nt
Organism: Anarrhichthys ocellatus (wolf-eel)
Lineage: Eukaryota; Metazoa; Chordata; Actinopteri; Perciformes; Anarhichadidae
Gene: gins1
Product: GINS complex subunit 1 (Psf1 homolog)
Exons: 6
Coding region: 189-674 (161 amino acids)
Biological process (GO): DNA replication; DNA strand elongation involved in mitotic DNA replication
Cellular component (GO): GINS complex
Source: RefSeq, a predicted model, not a curated record